AUGCAGUAUACUACCCCAGUUCCGGUCUUUGUCCAAACUCCUCAUCAACCACCUCCUACCUUUCUUCCCCGGCCACGGCCUCGAUUUUGCAUUCUGCGCCCCGGAGGCUUUUGGACUCCUCUGAUCCCACUUGACGAGUUGCCUUCUUGGCUGGAGAUUUGCAACUGGGCCCCUGACAUGUAUAUGGGAAUGUACCCAGCGUCAAUGACGUUCAUACCACGAGAAGGCGAGUAUGAUGUUGUCUGUCAUCACUGCUCCCACGGUGUGGACUCACUGCACCAGAGCGUCUCAGAGCGAGAAGCUUCUUCUGUGGCAGCCAGUAAUGCCGCCUCCGCCAAAGACGGUCCUGAACAUAACACCUCACCAAAUGCCCAACACAAUGAUACUGUGUCCUUGCCUACAGUGCUCCAUCAUGGUUCCCAAAACCACUUCUUGGAGCAACCCCCUUUCAGUGCGAUGCUGCAGACACCUUUUGUUGGAAUGUGUGUGGUCGACGUGAAUUCGCAGUAUCCGGAUAUCGCUCCGUACCAGGCUGGGCCGAAACGACGUAUGAGCCUUGAGAACUCAACUCCUCCUCAUGUCUUUGGUGCAGUCGGCGUUGGCAGCCCUCCUCUUUCCGUGGCCAACUCAGGGAACACUCGCAGGACCGAGUCCCCUUACCCGCAUGCACAUGGUGCUGGAUCGUUUGCCAAGCCCCAGCGCGUCGCAUCCUUGCAAAAUGAAAGCGUUGCAUCAAUGCAAAGUGGCAGCGUUGCGUCCACUCGAUCUCUCACAGUUGCUGCCAUCGAGCAAUUGAAGAGGAUGCGAAGAAGAAGGCUCCCGCGUGGAAGCAGUUUGCAUGCAAGCAUCGGUGUCGCGGAGGCAAAGAGUCUGUCUCAGGUCUCAGGCUCAAAGAUUUCAAAGGCUUCAAAAAUUUCCAAGACUUCCAAGACUUCUAAGGUUUCCAGGGUUUCCAAGAUUUCCUCCAUCCGGGUUAUCUCAAAGCAUCGUCGAAAGGUUGUACUGCGUCGUCGACGCGCGGAAGAAAAGACGGCCAACAAAUCAGCACAGUUAGAGAUCUCAAUGGAGGAGGCACUGAAGCUGAAGCCAGAGCAACCGAAUUCGGCUACCAAGAGACGCGACCGACGUGAGCGCAUGAUGCAACGCAGAAGGCAAUCGGACCGUGGCAAGCAGCCAUAUCGAAAAAUGAUGCGGAUUCCCAAUUGGAGUCCGGGUAUGUGCAAGCACUGA
Messenger RNA from Penicillium egyptiacum, 1230 nucleotides. Lineage: Eukaryota; Fungi; Ascomycota; Eurotiomycetes; Eurotiales; Aspergillaceae. The record is from the annotation of a GenBank genome assembly.